AUGGCAUCUAUCUCGGAUCAGGGUUUCUUUCUUGACGGCCCGGCCCAGCUGGAGGAGUGGGUCGACUUUGAUCAGUUCCUGAACCUGCCCGCAGCUUAUGGCGACGAGUCCUCCGCUCUGGCUGCAACCAAUGCGACCUCUCCACACUUGGUCCUGUCCCAGGACAGCGAGAUGUGGGCUGCUGAGCCCUUGGACUUCAGUCAAUCCGCAUUCUCCGAGAUGAUCGACCUUGACAUGUCCCAAGAGAGCUUCUUUGCGAGCCUGUCCCCGGAGAUGAGCAUGAACACCGACAUCAAUGUGCCCAUAGACAACAGCGCUCUCUACAGUUACUCCCCAUACGAUUCGCAGUGGGACUUCCGACAAAUGAUCGAGGCGCAGGCUGCUGCCGACCAGAGCACCGCUUCUAUGAAAGAGAAGCGGCGUGAAGCAGGCAUCGAAUUGCACCUGCAGCGGUUGUGCGAUGCAGCCGCUAGGGACCUGGAGUUGUACUCGGAUUCCAACACCAGUUUCUCCUCCCCAAUGUGGUCUGACUAUGCUCGCGGAAGCACUUCCCCCCAGUCCGCCAGCGCCAGCGCUAGCCCCAAGACUCCCUCUGUCUCCGCUCCAGCCCAGGCGGCUGGUGCAGGAGGCAUUGAGAUGGUCCUCGACCUCAACAUGAACGCCGCUGCCAACCUGCCCAAGAAGCAGAAGCCUCGUUCUCAAGCACAGAAGGAGAACUACAUCAAGGCCCGUAAGUACGGGGCAUGUGAGAAGCACAAGAAGCAGCACAAGCGAUGCAACUGUCUGGAAAAGGCCGCAGCUCACUUGGGUGUCAAUAACGUUCCAUUGGACACUUCAUACAGGCAGCGGCCUCGACAGCCAUCGCAGGCAUCACUGGUUCAUGUAGAUCUACGUGUCUCUGACCAGCCUGGUCAUGAGAGGCAAUUAGCGCGACCCACAAUCCCAGGUCUAGGCAGAGUACAACCAAGCUCGAUGCCCAAUCUUCCUCGCGACAACACGACAUACGAGAGAAUGGUUGGCUCAGCUGUUGCGAUGUCGCCCACUCGCCUUGCGGAGAAGCGCGUACAUGCAGUUCCCGGAGAGAGACCACAGUUCCGCGUAUUUGACUUAUCGCCAUCUGCGAAUACGGCUGGACUUUCGUUGGUCUCUGCAUCUCACACAAAACAGAACAAUGGUCGGUCGGCAAGACACGACAUUCAGCAAGCUGGAUCUGCGGCUUUCGUCCCUGUCAAGCAAAGUGUUUCGAUUCCUGGAGGCAGUGCCCAGCCGAGCAUGCACCACGCUUCAAAUGGCUCAGUGCAAGCGAAUGCAAGGAUCGCGUCCCCGAACAAACCUUGCAAGGUUUCGCCAACAACAUCUCAGCACAUCGACGGUGUGGAUCGGCGGGCACCUACGCAAACGGCACCGCGCCUGCGCCUUACUGGGCUCUCCGCUGCGACCGAACUUGCAACUUCAACAAUUGGACGCACCCACAGCGACCUUGCUCGACACAACCUCACGUUUACUCCAAGUCUGGCUGUCUGGUUGCCAAGAGAACCCCUGGAUGCGCCUCGGGCUGGCGUCAGUGCGUCUGCUAUACGGCUGGAGUCAUCUCAGCCACAAGCCUCCCAGAGCUCGCCGGCCGUCAGCCGGGGCACGGAAAACCGUGGGAGACCUGCAAACCGUCGUCUGGACCAAGCCAAAGAUGCAGCUCGCACAUCAGGCAGAGCUUUCUUCGACGGCGUGGAGUCAUCGAUGGGAAGGUUUCUGCAAGAAAUCAGCCUGUCCGUUGGCGCAAGCACGCUUUGCCAGCCAGCAAGACCUCAGUCGGAACAGCUCCGCGGUCUUGCCCAAGCAGUGUCUACCCAAAUGGGUGGCUUUUUGGCGAGCACCUUAUCCGCAGUUGCUGGUAUUGGGUCGUCGACUGUAUCUGCGGCUCACUGGCCUGAAGUAGUUGUUGGCCGCUUCAUGUCGUUCAUGGGCAGCCACAUCAUGGCUAUCAGAAGAAGCUUCUACAUUCCGCGAGUGUAG
Messenger RNA from Penicillium diatomitis, 2010 nucleotides. RefSeq lists its product as uncharacterized. The transcript is spliced from 3 exons. The record is from RefSeq and is a predicted model, not a curated record. NCBI's taxonomy places the organism in Eukaryota, Fungi, Ascomycota, Eurotiomycetes, Eurotiales, Aspergillaceae. The coding region runs from base 1 to 2010 and encodes 669 amino acids.